GGCAGAUCUUGCACGGUAACUAAAGCAACAUAGCCAUACAAACAGCAACAUACACCCAAAUUUGGGCGAUUUUCGGAAGAGACCGCAAACAUGAGGGAACGACAGAAGAAAAAGAAGGGGAGGACGUGGGCAGAGGCAGCAAAAACGGUGCUGGAGAAGUACCCCAAUACACCAAUGAGUCACAAAGAAAUCCUCCAGGUGAUUCAGAGAGAGCGGCUGAAAGAGAUCAGAAGUGGGACCUCCCCCCUGGCUUGCCUCAACGCCAUGCUCCACACCAACUCUCGUGGGGAAGAAGGCAUCUUCUACAAAGUUCCCGGCCGUAUGGGUGUCUACACACUAAAGAAGGACAUUGCGGAUGUGGUGAAAGAGAUGUCAGAUGAGCCCUCUGAAGACAGCAGCGACAACCUUUCGGAUACCAGAAGCACAGAAAACAGCAACAACAACAUUAACAACACAGAGGGUCGCAGGGGAAGGUGGAGGAGAAGAGUGCCAGCAAAGCUGCAGUCCCAGCCUUCUCCCCCACAGUCCCGCUGCUCAUCACCGUCCGUCCCCAGCAGCAAGCUUAUUUCUCCAUCCCAGAAACACAGCAAGAAGGCCCUUAAACAGGCGCUUAAACAGCAGCAACAAAGAAACCAGAGGAGACAGUGUGGAAUAACCACAGGUUCUAGUCCCAGACUUCUCAUUAAGACAGUCAAAGACAUGGCUGAUUCAACCUCCUCCAAAUCAGUGUGGGAGCUGAAACAGUCUGAACGAUGCCCAGCUAGUCCCCAGAACUCCACCUCCAGUUCCUCCUCCUCUGUCAAGGCUGACGUGUGCCAUGCCUCAGGUGCCAGGAAGAUGUCUCAGCGGUCGAGUCGGCUUAGUGCCCGGCAGCUGAGACGAACCAAGUGUGAGAUUGACGUGGAAACGCCAGACUCAAUCCUAGUGAACACUAAUCUCCGAGCCAUUAUCAACAAACACACAUUCUCAGUUUUGCCCACAGAGUGCCAGCAAAGGCUGCUUAAACUACUGCCAGAGGUUGACCAGCAGUCCUGCAUGGAUGGGAUGCUGAAGUUGACCAGUUCUGCUUUGAACAAUGAAUUCUUCACAUCUGCUGCACAAUCUUGGAAGGAGAGAUUGGCAGAGGGGGAGUUCACUCCUGAACUAAGACUGAGGAUGCGGCAGGAGAUUGAGAAAGAGAAAAAGGUGGAGCACUGGAAAGAGCGUUUCUUUGAAAGUUACUACGGUGAAAAGUCAGGAUUAAGCAUGGAAGAAUCCCAAGAGUUGACAGAGAGCAGUCCUGUGGAAGCAAAAAUCCCAGUACAACCUGCAGAACCAGAAUUCAAGGCAGAAACAGGGCAGCCGAGUCAGGUCACUGAAGGCAGCAGCAGGGAGUCCAGCUCUAAAGAAGAGGAGGUGAAAUCAGAACUCAUAGUAAGUCAUUCAGACACAGCAGACACAAAACUGGCCUCACAGGAUCCUCAGCUGGAGAGUGUGGGUACAGCAAAGGAGGAGCCAUCAGCAGUGCUUGAAAGGCCUGCUGAGGAAGUGCUGAAGGCUGUGACAAAUGUGGAAAGUGUGAAGAGUGUGACAGGUGUAAAAGCACAGGAAAGUGAAAUUAAACCAGAGACCCCCACAUCAUCUCCUCAUCAUGAGACCCUCACCUCUCCUAAAGGGAAGGAUGCUCAGGCUGGUGAAGGUGAAAGGUCCCCCAGUGAGGUUAGUCAGGUAUCUAUGGAGGAGAGACAAGUGACAUCACCCAUGCCAGCUGCCGUUCCAGAGCCAUUGAAACGGAAAGCCUGCGGUGAUCAGGAGGCUGAGCUGACUCCAGAGAAGAAGCCUCGCAUGGCUCAACCAGAGACAUCCCCAUCAACCUCAUCCACCCCAUCAACCCCCACAACCCCUACACCAACAGCAGAGCAGAGAGUGCCUCCCUUGAAGAUCCCUGUGUCACGAAUUCUCUCAGGUCCUGUAUCGGGGGGCCAGGUCUCACCCAGGGCUCCUCUUCCCAUGACCGUGCCCAGUCCUCGGCCAGGUCGCACUGGAGCCCGCACUCUGGCUGACAUCAAGUUAAAAGCUCAGUUAGCCAAGGCCCAGCGCGCAGCUGCUGCUGCAGCAGCAGGAUCAUCCUCAUCCAGAGGGGCCACACCAGGACCAGGACCGGGUGGAGGCACUUCCACACCAUCGCCAGCUCAGUCCCUGUCUGAGGAGCUGUCACCAGCAAGCAGCAGAAGCCAAUCUGUCUCGCCUAUCAAAGUGAGCUCUGUGUCACCCACACCUGAAGGCACAGUGACUCCUGCCCAAUUUUCACCCUGCUCAGGUUCCACAAGGCAGAUAGGUUUGGGCUUUGCUCAAGGCCAAACUUCAGUAAACGAAGGCAGACCUUUGAUGGGGUCUCCGAAUACUCAGAGCACAUCGGAAAGUCAACGGGUCCCCCUCCUAGUAGGUGGAACAGUACCAGCACCUUUAAAAAUGAGUGAAAAUGUCAAUCAGCCCAGUCUCCAGUCUCUUGUAAACACAGGUUCUCUGUCAUAUAGCCAGAGGCCUCAUGAGACAUCUACGUUAGGGGCCUCUGUAACCAAACCUAGCUCAUCAAUUCCUGCAAAUAACCCUCUUGUUACCCAGCUACUACAGGGCAAAGAGGUUCCUCUUGAGAAGAUCCUUCCGAAGCCACUUUCAAAGACAGAGGUUCAGAAUGUGAGCUCUUUCUCUCGAGACAUAGGCCUCUCUACCACAGCCCGAGCAAGCAGUGAGAGGCUAAACUCUGGUGACACAGGCAACAGUAGUAGGUCUGGGCAACAGGUCUCUGGCUGCUCUGUGCCAUCCAGUAGAUCUGGGAUCAGCACAGAGCUCACACGGCAUCAACCAGAGAUGCUUGACAAGGAUACUCAGGAGCAAAUACUCCAGGCUCUGAUGCAUAGAGCACAGCAAUCCCACACAUUCUCAGCGUCAAGGUCUCAGCCUUCUCAGUACCAGUCCUGUCAGCUUGGUCACCUGGAGGGUUGCCAGGACCAACCGAGGUUCCCUCUUGGCUUCUUUGGACGGAAAAGGUUGUCAAAACCUGCCAUGACAGGGCAUUACCUUCUCAAUGUGUCCACAUAUGGCCGAGGAUCUGAGAGCAGUAAACGCCCCCACCUGGCCUUGACCACAAGCACUGCUCUAGCAAAUCUGAAGAAGGAGAAUGUGGAGGGUGAAGAGGGUGCUAAAGAUGGGGAAGAAUCACUAGGAACAUCUCAUACUUCCUCUGGAAGACCCUCAAACCUUUCAGGGGUUAAGGUGGAGCAGCAGGGAUAUUCCAUCACAAAGCCAGACCAGGGUCGAGGCAACCAGCAUUGCUCUGGUAUAAAGUCUGAGUUUCCGUCAAUUUCCUGUUCAUCUUUGAAAGAGGACAGUGGCCUGUGUGCAGAGAACAUUUCUGCAAGAACCAAAGAAACGUCCCACAGAAUGCACCUUGAUACCUGCAGUAGCAAACAGGGUAACUCAGAGCCAUAUCAGGCAGCGCCUCAUGUAGGUACUGACCCAAGUCACCAGCCCCUGCCACCAUACCAACCUCAGAAAACACAUGACAGUCAAGAACCCGUCAUUGGCACUUAUUAUGGCGGUACCAUCAGCAUGUCUCUUCCCCCGGCGUUGAAUCACAGCAACGCCGGCACUGUGACAUCUCCGACCAUGACUGAGGACACUGAGGGUGGGGGCAGCAGCGGGAGUGUAAUGUCCUUUUCAGUGACUGUCACUGCCAUACCCGCUGGUCACUCACUGGACCAGAGUGACCAAGCUGAGGCCUCACCAGAGCAGACCUUCAUGGAAGGGUCUGGAAUUGAAGAUGUUCAGUCAAAGUGCUACUGUCGAUUAAAGGCCAUGAUCAUGUGUAAGGGAUGUGGGGCCUUUUGUCAUGAUGACUGCAUUGGCCCUUCCAAACUGUGUGUCUCAUGUUUGGUGGUACGGUAAUGGUCGUGAUGUUGAUAAAAGUGGUGAUUCUUAUCAAGACAGUUUGUCAGAGAGCAGAGAGUAAGCAGUGGUAAGCAGGAGUCCUUAACUGGCAUCUACAAGUGUAGCACUUAGCGGAGUGAUUCAAGUACUCAUUAAACAUCAGUUUUCAGUGGAAAGUGAGGCUUUUACAACGUUCCUCUUUGCCUGGCUCUCUUCACAAAUAUCACAAGAAAGGAGGUUGAUGUAAUUUGUGCAAUGCAGCAUAAUACUCCUUUUUAAUCAAAUAACAGCAAAAUGAGCACCUUGUUUGUUCUAGACUUGAGACACUUCUUGAAUAGUGGCAAUAUUUUAAACGUGAAUUUGGUUUUUUUGUGUGUGCGUGUGUACUAUUUUUUUAACAUAGGAUUUUAGAAAUGGAUUACGAAAGAAUUAAUAUUUUUGUAUAGAAAUUGACGUAAAAAUCAUUAUUGUUCCCCUUGCAUUUUUCUAUUGGUCCAUAUACACGGAAGCCUCAAAUUUAACACAGCCUCCAUUUUUAGAGAGAAUCUUUUACAUAAAUACAUACAGAGUAUGUAAAGACUGUUGGAUAAAUGACAUGUACUACCACAGGGUCAUUGUCUUGAUUCAGUAGAGCUGUUAUCUGUAAUAGUUGAGACUUCCAUUUC
This is a messenger RNA of Chanos chanos (milkfish), 4574 nucleotides long. RefSeq names its product ASXL transcriptional regulator 2 (gene asxl2). The transcript has 13 exons. Gene Ontology annotation, biological process: positive regulation of transcription by RNA polymerase II; animal organ morphogenesis. Lineage: Eukaryota; Metazoa; Chordata; Actinopteri; Gonorynchiformes; Chanidae. Gene Ontology annotation, cellular component: PR-DUB complex. Bases 91 to 3927 code for a protein of 1278 amino acids. The record is from RefSeq and is a predicted model, not a curated record. Gene Ontology annotation, molecular function: peroxisome proliferator activated receptor binding; DNA binding; chromatin binding.